CUUUGAUAUAGGCACGGCAAUUAUUGGGGGAGUCACAAUGACCUGGUUAUUUCAAACAGCCAUCACUCUAUAUUCGCAAAUUCCGGCCACUGCGGUCGUCGAGAUUCCGAAGACAGUCAACGGGGAGCUAACGACUUUCACCUUCACAACAACAUAUCGACAGAUUACAACUAAUUUAGAGUUGCCGACAAGUAUUGGGGACCAGACUACUAGUGCGAUUGGUAUUUCACCGCCACCCACGUUUAGCUCUGAACCGGCCACACCAGCUAGUCGUGCCUGGAUCGCUGGGACUGUUGUAGGCGCUUGCUCUGGAGUGUUUGUUAUCAUAAUGAGUGCGUUUUUAUUAUGGCGUCGCAGGCAAAGAAGAGUUAAAGCGCAAUCCAAAAUAGAGUUGCAUGGGAACUCAGCAGUGAAGAUAGAGUUGGACGCCCCUAGUCACCCACAAGAGCUUGAUGUAACCGGCUCGGAGGCGACGUAUAGUGGAAUAGAUCGUCCCAGCGAACCACAGGAGCUACCUGCAAACGGAUGACGUACGAAGCAAGCAUCUUUCAACGAAGACAG
Molecule: messenger RNA, 561 nt
Organism: Daldinia loculata
Lineage: Eukaryota; Fungi; Ascomycota; Sordariomycetes; Xylariales; Hypoxylaceae
Exons: 2
Coding region: 38-529 (163 amino acids)
Source: RefSeq, a predicted model, not a curated record